AUGGUCAGUUAUGGCUUUUACACGAAGAAGGAACGGCGACAGGCCCGUCUGACUUCCAAGAAGCAUGCAGAAGUGGUAACCACCUUGCUCGCUGACUGGGAGGUGCUGCGUCGUGAUACCACGGAGACAUCUAAGAAGCAUGAGCUCGUGGACAAGAUGCUGGCUGCUGCUAAAACGAAGUUAAUGGAUCUAAGUCAAGCGCAUGACACCUCUCGCAUCAUCGAGUCAAUGCUGCAGCUGGGUACGGAGGCGCAACGAUGGGCCAUCUUUGCGGAGCUGAGGGACCGUCUGCGCUACCUCGCCAUGUCCCAAUACGGUAAACACGUCGUACUCAAGCUCGUCAACUAUGGCGCCAAGGAGCAUCGUCUCGAACUCUUUAAGCUCUUCCGAGGCUACGUUGUAAAGCUCCUGCGUCACAAGCACGCUGCUGAGGUUGUAGAGAUGCUCUACAACGACUACGCGACAGCGGCACAGCGCGCACUCAUUCUGCAGGAGGUCUACGGUCACCAAUUUGCCCUCCAACUCACUGCCAACAACGUACAGCGUCUUCAGCAAGCCCUCGACCUCAAUCCUGACAAACGAGCUACAAUAUUGGCCAACCUUAACGACCUCCUCGUCACCAUGGUCUCCAAGGGUCUCAUACGUCUAAGCAUUGUUCAACAUCUCCUAUUGGAAUACCUCACCGUCAUGCUCCAGUCCUCUGACCUCCUCAAAAUCCAGACAACCACUACUACUACUACUAAGCUCGUCCAGGACAUAACGGAUCCUACUACAGAGGAAACUCCGACUCCACGUCGCGAGGAGCGUCUCUCCGCUUUAGUCGAGGCAAUCCUCGAAUCCGGUAUCGUCUCAAUGCUGCAUACGCGCGAGGGCGUGAAAGCCGCCUUGGCGGUGCUCUGGAUCUGCCCACCAAAAGAACGCAAGACCCUACUCAAGUCAAUGCGAACCUGUAUUGUCUCAACUGCAGAGAAUGAGCAUGGACAUAUCUUCCUGAUGGGUCUUUUGGAUUCGGUAGAUGAUACAAAACUACUAGCGAAAACUAUUGUAAAGGAGCUAUUGGAGGAUCUGGAGGAUGUGGUUUGCCACCCGCACGCACGCAAGGUCCUUCUCUAUGCCUUGGCCCCUCGAGAUCCUCGUCACUUCGCACCUGCACUCAUCUCCGCCUGUCUGGCUGGUGGCGACGACUCACCUUUCACCAAGAAGCCUCUCGCUGUGCGGGCCAUUGAGCUGCGCGCACCACUAAUUGGUUUGCUGCCAGCCCUCCUCCGUCUAGUUACCGAACCGAUGGGGGAAGAAGAGGGGGUAGAAGUUGGGGACCCGCUGAUUCGCCUCUUUGUAGGCAGUGUGGAACACCCUGCACCACUGGUGGAUAGAGCUAGGGUGGUUCUGCUCGCGGAGAUACUCAUCCGAAGCUCCGCCUACGAACUUCAAUUCUCCACCGCAGCCAACUGCUUCAAACGCACCGGGAGCAGAGAGGCCGAACGUCUUGUCGCGAUAGACACGAAGUCCUCCUCCCUCCUCACCCCAGAGGAUCUGGCAGUGCUGCGGCAGGCGCGGACUCGCGCCCUGCGUCACUUCGUGACGACUGUGCUGGCCCAGCCCAACUUCCAGCCCAUCGGCAUACCGACACCCCCAUCCCACUUCUCUGCUUCGGUCGAGGCCAAGCGUAUGCUCCAGACACAGCGCAGGAAACGUGCUCUCGCGAUUGCUGAGGCGGAAGGUGUCAAGAAACGAAAAGUGACAGUGAAAGCCUUCACCAAUGUAGAUGAGGAAGAAGAUGGGAAUGAGAAGUUGGGAAAUGCAGCUGAACCAAUGGACACUUCGACUGCCGAUGACGAUACUCUCCCCGCAAACGCUCCCUUUCUGGAGCGUCUAGAGGGUCAACUGCUUGUCAGUCGACUGUUGCAGAAUGAAAAGAAGAGCGAUUCACACGAAUUUGCUCGUCUCGUGUGUGAACUGGUGCCGGAACAGACCCUGCAGGCUUGGCUAACAUGCAACCGGUCGUGCUUUGCUCUGGUCCACCUUUACGAAUUGAAUGACGAGGAGAUAUGCGAACGGUUGAGGAAGAAACGGAGGCGACCCAUAAAGAAGGUUGAUGGGACUUUUAACUACAAUCCAGAUGUUUACUGUGAUAAAUACGAUGAAAAUUCAGGCACCUGUCCUGAUGGUGAUGAUUGCCCCUACGCGCACCGGAACGCAGGAGACACGGAGAGGCGUUAUCAUCCUCGCUACUUCAAGACAGGAAAUUGCAUCUAUGAAACCACGGAGAGCGGUGCAUGUGUGAAAAAUGGACUUCACUGUGCUUUUGCCCACGGACCCGAUGACUUGCGACUGCCUGUAUACGAUAUCCGCGAAGUACAGGAUGCCUCUUCGUCCAAGGUUACUGUUAAUCUUCCUGCCAGUUUAGAGAAGGAACGGGUGCUAAGCGAGGACCCCACGUGGAACGAUAUGCUUCAUGUGAUGGCGCGCUACAAGACGGAGUCGUGUCGUAAGCCACCGCGAAUGUGCCGACAAGGAUACUCGUGUCCCUACUACCACAACGGGAAGGACAAACGGCGAAUGCCUGAGCGCUACUUCUACCGUAGCACACCGUGUCCUGCUGUACGACCCGCGGACGAGUGGCUGGACAGUGCACUUUGUGACGCCGGUGAUGCGUGCACCUUCUGUCACACUCGUACGGAACAGCAGUUCCAUCCCGAGACUUGGGCUUUCAUCAUCGUAAGAGCUGUCAUCGAUGUAGGUGUUGGGAUCCUUAAAAUGCGCCCUGUCUCGAGGUAUGUUCUUGGACUCAUUUCGAGAUACUUCCUCUCUUUCUGCUUCCUCAAACCGUUGACUUUCAUGGAUUUAGUGAUGUCUUCCAGUCUAAUGUCCAUCUACAAGUCCACCAAGUGCAACGACGUCCUGAAUUCAGGAUACUGCCCCCGGGGUCCUUUCUGUGCCUUCGCGCACGCCGACUCUGAGAUGACCCUGGGUCGCACCUUCCUCCAGUCGGCCCCAGCAGCGAGCUGCGGGCUGUCCGCUUCAUCGCCACGGCAGCACGACGCCUCCCCUGUCUCCUCCUCCACCUCGGCCUCCUCCUCGGGCGUCUUUUCUCCGGGCAUUCGGUCCUCCGUGCCCGCUCUCACAUCGCUUCAGGCCUCGCACACUUACCCCACAGGUUGUCCGAAACGUGGUGGCUAUUGGUCGUGGCGGUGGUGGUCCCUUCGUCUUAGAGACUCGGGCAGCGCAUGGUUUAAGUCUCUAGGCGGCCAAAAACUGCGGAUGCGUCACCGCAGCGGCGGUGCAGCCGGGUCGGCAGAUAGCGGGGGCUUCGGUGGGGCCACUUUUGAUCUUCAGGAUACCACACCACCACCGUCGGUAGCAGCUGUAGCGGGAGCACCUGCGCCACCAACGCAACCGUCAAUGCUCCCACACUUCCCCCUCUUCUCACCUCUGAUUGGAGCUUUCGGCCGUGGAGCAUUCAAUACGGCGACUAGAACCACGGCCACUGGUGGCACCGCCUCCACUAGCACCGCUUCCACAGCUGCAGGGACUGCACAACAACAAGGUUCGGCGGCUCGAAGAAAGGUGUCCAUGGAAGCAAAUAAGUUCCCGCGAAUGAGAUUGGAAAGCUGCGGAUCCAUGCUAGAGAGCUACGCACGAGGAUUCACAACUCCAUCAUCCUCCUCCUCAUCCCUGACCAAUCAGCAACCGGGACAGCAGCAGCAACAUCAACAACAACGCACCGGGUGUGUUCGUAGCCUUGGCAAGUGUUCACCACAACCGGUCACACCCUCCUCCUCGUCAUCCAUUUCCUCUAGCAUGCCAACGACCUUCAAGAGCCUCCCACCUUGGUGGGCUGGUGCUGAAGUGAGCGAGCGUCAACAGCAACAACAGCAGCACCAUUUGCACCACCCGGAUAAUGAGUAUCUCAAUUCUCUGGUCACUGAAGAGUUGCGAACUCAACUUACGGUCAGCACAAGUCCUGAGGAGUCGCAUCAACAGCAACUUAUCAAGGACUUCACUCAAUCGCCGUUGAGCUGUCUCCUACGCCAGGUGCAACUCUCAAACCAGCAGGCAGCGGCAGGAGCUGCUUCGACACUGACGGGGACCAAACGAGGUUCGGGGCUGUUUGACGACGAUCCGCUGGGCGUGGUGACCGCCUCACCCCUUGCCAGUCCUCGUGGGGCCCCCGCCGUUCCUCCACCAUCGCAUCAGCCUUCCACCGCCGUUGCCGUUGCCGCUGCCACUACCGCUACCUCUGUCUCGGGCUGCUCCGCCUCCGCACCCGUCUGCAUUCCAUCUAAUGGUGGCAAUCGUGGAGACAUCGAGGCCUUUGAUUUUCCUUGCAGUCGUCAACUCGGUUUAGAGAAACUGGAAGUAGUCGAGCGUAGUGCUACGACGUUGGUCUUGGAUGAGGCCAAGUUUGUCAAUGAGUCAGGCAGUUAA
Echinococcus granulosus is the source of this 4428-nucleotide messenger RNA. RefSeq names its product RING finger protein unkempt. Gene Ontology annotation, molecular function: mRNA binding; metal ion binding. Gene Ontology annotation, biological process: regulation of translation. Bases 1 to 4428 code for a protein of 1475 amino acids. The record is from RefSeq and is a predicted model, not a curated record. Gene Ontology annotation, cellular component: nucleolus. The transcript is spliced from 20 exons. NCBI's taxonomy places the organism in Eukaryota, Metazoa, Platyhelminthes, Cestoda, Cyclophyllidea, Taeniidae.